UGCUCUACCGGAUGUUUACAUUUUGAACAAGCAUGGCCGCCACAAGUUUUCAAAGAAAAGCACGAGUUAAACCAAAUCAAAUAGUUGGAACAAAACCAUCAUUAUUUAACAACCAGUUACUUAUAUCAUCAGGUGUACCUUCCCUCGAUAAUAUUAUAGGUGGAGGUCUAGCUGUUGGGACAGUAUGUUUAGUUGAGGAAGAUGUAUAUGGCAGUUAUGCACGCUUGCUGUUGAAGUACUUUUCUGCUGAAGCAGCAAUGACGGGACAUUCUCUGUUACUGACAAGUGCUGACCAGGACCCUGCACAAAUCAUGAAGGAACUCCCUGCUCCAAUAAUGGAUGACCCUGGUGAUGUGACACAUAGCAGUCUGCCUGAACAAUCAGAAAAACUGAAAAUAGCUUGGCGAUACCAGCAUCUAUCAGCCAGUCAGACAGCUCACAGCAGUACAAAAUUUGGUCAUUACUACGACCUAACCAAAGUCAUGGAACCUCAGCUAAUCUCCAGAAUAAAUCCAGCCCUGAUUGGGUCAGAAGAUCUAGAAAAAGGCUGUACAGAAUGUCAAGAUCUUAACCCCAAAUACAAAUAUUUAUUGAAAAGAAUCAAAGAGGAGAUUGACCAUGGGCACUUCAGUACAACUGAGCAGACAGACAAAAGGAAUAUAUUGAGAAUUGGUGUUCACUCCCUUGGGUCCCCUCAGUGGGAUGAAUGUGGGGGUCUUGCCAUCAACAGAGAAGAUAUUGAUUAUUCACUACCUAGGUUUCUAUUGGCUCUCAGAGUCUUAAUGAGGUCAGCGUUUGCUGUGUGUAUAGUUACCAUGCCAACACAUUUAUUUGAGAUUCCGGGUUUUGUUGGUCGAUUACGUAAAAUGUGUGACACGGUUUUACAUUUGGAAAGUUUUGCUGGUUCAGACAAAGAGAAAAAUCCUGCAUUCAAAGAAUAUCAUGGUAUGCAUAUGCAAGAAUAUAUGUGUUUUUAUACAUCCAUCUUUCAGGGGUGUGAUUAUUCCUCUUUUCUGAGGAAAUCUUCUGAUUUGCUCAAUUUUCGAAAAAAUGAAACACUCGAGAUUUCAUCUAAAGUGGCAGAAAAUGAUAUUUUUCAAGGUAGGGUGAGGUGUUUUCCUCCCUUUUUGACCAGUUUUCCUCUGAUUUCUGAGGAAUUCAGUCACAUCCCUGAUCUUUAGAUGGAUGUAUUAUGGUACAGCGAUGUCUGGAUGUGUGUCUGUUCAUUUGUUCAGGGUUUUCUGUUUCUAUUUUUAGUUCUCUUUCACAUAUAUUUCCUGAAACUCAUUGUGGGUCACUCUAGAUCAUGUGACAGUUUUGACCCAUUUUUACCUCUCAUGUAGGAGUUUAUUUGAAAUUUAAUGGUAUAGGGAGGGAAAUAAUUUGUUUGUAUAAGUCUUCCCACAAUUUUCAAGUGAGGACUUUCUUAUUAUACCUCCCGCAACAAAGUUGGGGUGGAAGGGGGGGGGGGUGUACUGAAAUCAGGUUGUCCGUCUGUAGACGCAAUGGUUUCCGGGCUCUAAAACGUUAUCCUUUCCACCUACAGUCACCAUAUCAUACAUUUGGACUACCCAUAGGACGAAGAUGUUCCCUAUCAAAUUUAUCUCUUAUCCAUUUCUCCCUAGAGAAGAGACUACCCAAGGUUUUGUCAUGCCCUUUCUUUUUUACACUCACGAAAGUGGUAAUUUAUACCUAUCAACAACACCCUUUGGGAGAUUGGGGUAAGCGGAGGGUAUUCUUAGUGAGCAUUGCUCACAGUACCUCUUGUUUUACUGAGUGUUUAUAUGGCUAUUGAAGAUUUGCAUGUGGGAAGGAUUUUGAUUUUCUUUAAUUUUUGAGAAAAUUACAGGUUGUUGAACUUAGUUAGUUUUGAGGAAAUAUUACAAAGAUAUUUUUUCCAUUUAACUCCUUUCACAGUUCUAAAGCUAAGGCCUUUGUAUACAACUGGAAGAUGUGCAUAUUGCAAAGAUUUUGAUUCUCCACAAUUUCCUAAUUUUCUUUGAUGUUUGAAAGCAUUAUAAGUUGUUGAACUUGGACAAAUUUGGAGAAAUAUUUUACACCCGUAGCUCUUGGUUUGUCUACCUAUCUUCUGUCACAGUUUUUAAGCUAGAACCUUUUAUUCAUACGAUGCAAAAGAAAGUAUGUCAUAACUUGAUAAUGGCUUAUAUUACAUUAAGUAAAGUUCUAUGACUCUUAGUGUAAGAAAACACCCUACAUAAGCUUGUGAAUUGUGUAAUGUUUCUAUGACUCUUAGUGUAAGAAAACACCCUACAUAAGCUUGUGUACUGUUUCCUAUCCUCUUCUUUUUUAAUAUCACUAAGUAUUUAUUUUAUAAAAAGUAUAAUGAUAAAGUACAUGUAUAUAUAAUAGUCACUUCCUUGAAGAUGAGUUAAUAAUUAGAACAUGGUGAAGUGCACAUCUGCACAUGCACACAAAUAUUUAUAUCAACUAUUCAUGUGGUCUGAUGGUUUUUAGCUCACCUGCACUGAAAGCCCAAGUGAGCUUUUCUGUCAUCCAUCUGUCUGUAAACUUUUUACAUUUUUGACUUUUUCUCCAGAACAACAGGGCCAAUUUCAACCAAACUUGGCAAAAAGCAUCAUUGGGUGAAUGGCUUUCAAGUUUGCUCAUAUGAAGGGCCAUGCCCCCCUUCAAAGGGGAGAUAAUCACAAAAAUGCAAAAAUAGGGUAGGGUCAUCUAAAAAAUCUUCUCAAGAACCACUGGGCCAGAAGAGCUGAAAUUUACUUGAAAGCUUCCUGACAUAGUGCAGAUUCAAGUUUGUUAAAACCAUGAUCCCCUGGGGUAGGUUGGGGCCACAGUAGGAGAUCAAAUUUACAUGUGAAUAUAUAUUGGGAAAAUUUUUACAAAACGGCCAAGGUGACUCAGGUGAGCAAUGUGGCCCAUGGGCAUUAUGUUUUAGAUAGAUGUGUCUUUUUAUGUGUGUCUCAGUAUAGAUGUGAUUUAUAUAGAUGUGUGUGUGUGAGAGAGAGAGUAUAAUUACAAAAGCUGAUUAGGAUCACUUACAAAAAACAUUUAUAAAGGAGUAAUGUGAAUCAAAGGCAUUACAUUGCAAAAAGAAGGCAAAACAAUGCAAAGCAAAGGCAUAAUAAUGCGGAUCUAAAAGGGGUAAUAAUGCAUAUUAAAAGAGGUGUUAUGAUACGAAAGAAAGGCAUAAUAACGCGGAUGAAAGGCAUAAUAAUGCAAACAAGGGGUAUUAAUGUGAAAGAAAAGUGUAAUAAUGGGAAUCAAAGGCAUAAUAAUGCAAACAAGGGGUAUUAAUUUGAAAGAAAAGUGUAAUAACGUGAAUCAAAGGCAUAAUGAUGUGAAGUUAAGACACCUUUUAAAACUAGCGUAAUAAUGUGAUUCAAAAGGCAUAAGAAGGAAAAUUAAAAGGCCUUAUUACACCUUUGAAAGGCAUUAUAAUACAAAGUGAAAACAUGCAAUAACGCAAAAAAGACGUAAUAACGCAAAUCAAAACGUGUUAUUACGCCUUUCAUUAUAGGGCAUUAUAAUGCGAAGUAAAAAGGUGUAAUAAUGCAAAACAAUGCAGGCAAGAUAAGGAACCCCCUAGGAUUAUCGUUUUCUGACCUCAGUAUGGGCUGUAGAGGUACCACAUGGAGCUAAGUCAAACAUAUAGAAUCCUUAAAAGGGGUUAUAUAGGCCCUUAAAGGUAAUUGAGUACCCAUUUUACAAAAUGGAGGUCAUAAUGAAGUCUAAUACCAAUUAAUCAUUGAAGAGUCCACAAAAAGGAGUAUGCAGGCAUGAUAGGGGACCUCUAGGACUAUCGUUUUCUGCCCUCAGUAUAGGGCUGUAGGGGUACUACCUUUUCAAUGUAGAAAUGUUUAAGAUAAUUCCAUCUGAAUGAGCUAAUCUCACUAAAAUUUCUGUGUUAUUUCCAACUUGAAAGAUAACUUUAUUAAUUGUUUGUAUUGAACAUUCUGCAUAAAACACUACAAUGUGUUUAGCAUACACUGUUUAUAUAACUUUCGUUUGCAAUGUUACACUUUCCUCUUACAUUAUAAUGCCUUCUUUAUCCAUGUUAAUAUGCCUUUGUAUUGCAAUAAUACAACUUUGUAUUGCAUUAUGACGUCUUUAAUUUGCGUUAGUACAUCUUUCUUUCACGUCAUUAUGCCUUUGAUUCACGUUAAUACACUUUUCUUUCACAUUAAUACGCCUUCGUAUUGUGUUAUUAUGCCUUUCAUUCACGUUUUAGUCCUUUCUUUCACGUGAUUAAGUCUUUGUUAUGCAUUAUUAUGCCUUUUAACUCUGCAUUAAUAGAAUUAAUGAAUUAUUUUACAGGUUUGUCAUUUAGUCAUAGUACUCUAAUUAUGAUGUUACAAUGAAAAGUUCCCCACAAUAUAAAAUAUCUGCAUGUGCACAAUGUUAGUUUUUCAAUAAUUAUAGGUCUGCAUUAUUGUUCCCCACUAUACUCACAUUUAUAUACCAUUGUUUGUGCUGUUUUACAUAUUACACCGUACUCACAUUUAUAUACCAUUGUUUGUGCUGUUUUACAUAAUACACUGUACUCACAUUUAUAUACCAUUGUUUGUGCUGUUUUACAUAUUACACUGUACUCACAUUUAUAUACCAUUGUUUGUGCUGUUUUACAUAUUACACCGUACUCACAUUUAUAUACCAUUGUUUGUGCUGUUUUACAUAUUACACCAUAUUCACAUUUAUAUACCAUUGUUUGUACUGUUUUACCUAUUACACCGUACUCACAUUUAUAUACCAUUGUUUGUGCUGUUUUACAUAUUACACCGUACUCACAUAUAUAUACCAUUGUUUGUGCUGUUUUACAUAUUACACUGUACUCACAUUUAUAUACCAUUGUUUGUGCUGUUUUACAUAAUACACUGUACUCACAUUUAUAUACCAUUGUUUGUGCUGUUUUACAUAUUACACUGUACUCACAUUUAUAUACCAUUGUUUGUGCUGUUUUAUAUAUUACACUGUACUCACAUUUAUAUACCAUUGUUUGUGCUGUUUUACAUUUUACACUGUGCUGAUGAACUCAUGGACAUGUGUUAGAUAUGCAAAAUUCUGCUGAGAAAACCCUCGAUUUUUUACACAGAAGCAAAAUGGUAAUACUAUAUUGCUACGUUUAUGAAAUAACUAUCCAAAGCUAAACAAGUCAUUUUUUUAACUUUCGUAAAGCUUUUAAAUUUCAAGAACAAGGAAUGACAACAUUUGAGCCAACUUCAUUUUCCAGCUCAACCUGUUGAGCAAAAAAAAAAACAAACAACCUUCUAAUCAAUCAGGCAGCCAGUGCCAGUAACAAUUUUAGUGUACGUGUUCAGUUGUACCAAGUACAGGAGUUUGUAUGUAGUAUAGAAUUGGUUUGUAUGCAGUAUGGAAUUUGUAUGUAUUGAUCAAAAUUUAAUAGCAACCUCUUUUGUCUUUAUUUAGGUUUGUUUAAUAUAGUUCAGCUUCCACGUCUUAAUUCCCUGUUAUGCCAUAUGCCAGAUACUCUCGAUUUUGCAU
This is a messenger RNA of Ostrea edulis (European flat oyster), 5481 nucleotides long. Its product is annotated as elongator complex protein 4-like. Gene Ontology annotation, cellular component: elongator holoenzyme complex; cytoplasm; transcription elongation factor complex. The record is from RefSeq and is a predicted model, not a curated record. Bases 33 to 1181 code for a protein of 382 amino acids. The transcript is spliced from 8 exons. Gene Ontology annotation, biological process: tRNA wobble uridine modification. NCBI's taxonomy places the organism in Eukaryota, Metazoa, Mollusca, Bivalvia, Ostreida, Ostreidae.